Amaranthus tricolor (Joseph's coat) is the source of this 737-nucleotide messenger RNA. RefSeq names its product glycine-rich RNA-binding protein 4, mitochondrial. The transcript has 5 exons. NCBI's taxonomy places the organism in Eukaryota, Viridiplantae, Streptophyta, Magnoliopsida, Caryophyllales, Amaranthaceae. Gene Ontology annotation, molecular function: RNA binding. The coding region runs from base 142 to 540 and encodes 132 amino acids. The record is from RefSeq and is a predicted model, not a curated record.
GCCCAAUUGUUUUUGCAAUUUGCCAAGAUAUUUUCACAAUUCUGUGCCUUUAAAGUUCAUCCCUUUAACCCUUAAACCCUUGCCAAUCCAAAACCCUAGAUCGUCUUUUUUUCUCUUCGUGUCUCAUAGUAUUCGUGGAAAAUGGCGUUCUACAAUAGGAUUGGGAGCGUACUGAGUCAGACUCUAUCGCAAUAUUCUGCCCCUUCGAUGAUGAAUGCUGUUCGAUGCAUGUCUUCAAAGCUCUUUGUUGGAAGUCUUUCAUGGGGAACUGAUGAUUGCUCCUUGAAAGAAGCAUUUUCCCAAUAUGGUGAAGUAGUAGAGGCAAGGGUUAUCACCGAUAGAGAAACCGGAAGGUCGAGGGGAUUCGGGUUUGUCACUUUUACCGACACUGAAUGUGCAAACAAUGCACUUUCCAUGGAUGGCGCGGAUCUGCAAGGCCGUAACAUUCGUGUAUGCAUUGCUAACGAGAGGCAACCUAGACCAAACAGUGGGUACGGUAGUGGUGGUGGCGGCGGCGGCUAUAAUAAUGGUGGCUUCUAAUCCAGAACGAGCCAAGAAAUACUAGUUACUUUUAGCUAAGUGGCCGAAGGAAAAUUGGAUGUAAUUUAGCUUUGGCCUUUCUUUUGAUGAAUAUUUUGUUGGCUUACUUGUUUUGUGAUUUGUUAUGCAUUUCUGGUUUUUAUAAUAUAAUUAGUAAGGCAGAGUAAUGAUGCAAUACCUGCAUUCUGCACAUAAAA